This is a messenger RNA of Leptosia nina, 2052 nucleotides long. The record is from the annotation of a GenBank genome assembly. NCBI's taxonomy places the organism in Eukaryota, Metazoa, Arthropoda, Insecta, Lepidoptera, Pieridae.
AUGGAGGCAGAGGGAAAAGUUGCAAAACUACCGUAUCCAAAAUCGGUUGCGUUCAUUGUCACGAAUGAGUUCUGCGAGAGAUUCUCCUACUAUGGCAUGCGAACUAUCCUUUCUUUGUACCUCCGUGACAAAUUGGGGUAUACUGACAACGGAGCGACGGUCAUCUACCAUGUGUUCACGAUGUUUGCGUAUUUCUUCCCGUUACUUGGAGCCAUGAUCGCUGACAGCUGGUUGGGAAGAUUCAGAACGAUUUUCUACCUGUCAUUGGUUUAUGCUGCGGGAAGUAUCCUAAUAUCUCUAACCGCUAUACCACCUUUAGGGCUGCCACAAAUGGAAAUCACUAUUAUGGCACUCCUGUUGGUUGCCUUCGGUACUGGUGGAAUUAAGCCCUGCGUCUCCGCUUUCGGUGGGGACCAGUUCAAACUACCAGAACAAGAGAGAUACUUGGGAUACUUCUUCUCUCUCUUCUACUUCUCGAUCAAUGCUGGAAGUCUUAUAUCGACUUUCUUGACACCGAUUCUGAGGGCUGAUGUCCACUGCUUUGGAGAUCAGGACUGUUACUCGCUGGCCUUCGGUGUACCUGGAAUUCUUAUGAUCGUGUCUAUAAUCUUCUUCGUCGCCGGGAAGAGACUAUAUAUUAUUAAGAAGCCCUCUGGAAACAUUAUUGGAAAAGUCUUUACCUGCAUUGGACACGCCAUAGUCAGAUCGGUGAAGAGUCGCAACAAGAGGGAACACUGGUUAGACCAUGCUGAUGAUAAAUAUGACACGAGCCUUAUUGAAGAUGUCAAGUCUUUGUUAAGAGUACUAGUUCUCUUUAUCCCGCUUCCUGUCUUCUGGGCCUUGUUCGAUCAGCAGGGUUCCAGGUGGACCUUCCAGGCUGAUAGAAUGGAACAAGACUUAGGUAGCUGGACUUUGAAGGCUGAUCAAAUGCAAGUACUUAAUCCGCUGUUGAUCCUCAUAUUCAUUCCGCUGUUCGAAGUUGCCAUUUACCCAUUCUUGACCUGGUGCAGAGUGAUAAGGAAACCUUUGCACAAAAUGAUUUGGGGAGGGGUUCUAGCGGCGUUGGCUUUUGUUAUCUCUGGCGUUGUCGAACUUAAUCUUUUGCCAACAUAUGGAACACCUGUGGCUCCCGGCUUAGCUCAACUGAGAGUGUACAAUGGCUUCAACUGCAAUUUCACAUUGAACAUACCGAAUCAACCAGGCGAAAACAACACGGAAAACUUCGUAAUUGGACCUCUUGGUGUUUUCGAAAAAUUGGACGUUCAGGCUAAAGAUUUCGUCGAGUUCCCAUACUCUCUCAGUGGACAGGGUAACAGUGCUUGCGCCAAUAAAUUAUAUAAUGGCAACUUUCCACUCACGGAGAAAACAGCUAACUCAUUCUUCAUAACCAAUGAAACAGUUUACAGUUUCGCUGAUAACAAUGAUAAGGCGAUUGGAGGUGCUAAUGUUAGAUUCUUGUCGAACAUAAAUGAAAUCGUGCCAAUCAGAAUAGUGAAUGAAAAGAAUAGGACUAUACUGAAUCUAUUAAGUGAUGAUAUGACUCAGAAAGCAUUAGAUAAAGGGACUUAUGACAUAGUUAUUAACGAAGUGGUGGUUAUGAAGGAUGUGAAACUUCAACCCGGCGCUGUCUACACAAUUAACGUUUUCGAAGAGGCAGGAACUUAUGUGGCAAAUAUAGUGACGAUAACACCACCAAACAGUGUCCACAUUCUAUGGCUGGUACCACAGUAUGUAGUGAUGACUAUGGGUGAAGUUAUGUUCUCUGUCACUGGUCUUGAAUUUUCCUUCACACAAGCCCCGGCGAGCAUGAAGUCCGUCCUACAAUCUAUUUGGUUGCUCACUGUUGCGUUCGGAAACUUGAUCGUAAUUUUAAUUGUCCAAGGAAAUGUUAUGGACGCACAGUGGAAAGAAUUCUUCCUUUUCGCGGGGUUGAUGUUAGCAGACAUGCUAAUAUUCACAGUUAUGGCUUUGAGGUACAAGUACGCCGAGGUGAAGUCAAGCACGGAACAACUUCCAGUAGAAGAAUUGAGGAAACCAGAAAAAGAACAAUAA